Fomitiporia mediterranea MF3/22 is the source of this 1238-nucleotide messenger RNA. Its product is annotated as tRNA-methyltransferase. Lineage: Eukaryota; Fungi; Basidiomycota; Agaricomycetes; Hymenochaetales; Hymenochaetaceae. The transcript is spliced from 9 exons. Gene Ontology annotation, cellular component: mitochondrion. The record is from RefSeq and is a predicted model, not a curated record. The coding region runs from base 13 to 1161 and encodes 382 amino acids. Gene Ontology annotation, biological process: tRNA wobble position uridine thiolation. Gene Ontology annotation, molecular function: sulfurtransferase activity.
GUCGUUGUCGCUAUGUCCGGCGGAGUAGACUCUUCUGUCACUGCACGACUUCUUGCGGACAAGGACUACGAUCUAUCGGCGGUGUACAUGCGAAACUGGGAUACGCGGGAUGAAUCCGGGUCGGAUAGAGGGUGCGAGUGGGAAAAGGAUUGGGAAGAUGUUCAGCUUGUGUGUCGGCAGGUCGGUCUACCAUGUGAAUUGAUUGACCUGUCGAAAGAAUACUGGACGUCCGUAUUCGAGCCGUCGCUGGAAGCUUGGCAGGCAGGAUUAACGCCGAAUCCGGAUAUUUGGUGUAAUCGAGAAGUGAAGUUCGGUGCACUCAUGGAUCAUGUGGUUAAGAAGAACGGGGCUCAGUGGUUGGCAACCGGUCACUAUGCAGGCGUUGGGUGGAUACAAUCCGGUCCUUUAAGGCCUCGACCAAGACUGGUCCGAGCAGUUGAUAGAGACAAAGACCAAACAUAUUUCCUUUCGAGUAUAACGGAAUCAAGCUUAGAGAAGGCUAUCUUCCCAUUACAUCGUCUCCGAAAAACCGAAGUCCGCGAACUUGCUGCGCAAUAUAAGCUUCCUACAGCGGAAAGGUGCGAAAGUAUGGGCAUCUGCUUUGUCGGUGAGAAGAGACGGUUUGAAGAUUUCUUGGCUGAUUAUAUACUACCGAAUCCUGGCCCUAUCAUAGACUUAAUGACCGGGAAGGAGCUGGGAACGCAUCAAGGCCUCUGGAGAUAUACGAUUGGGCAAAAUGCGAAGAUUCCAGGAUUACCGGUGAAGAUGUUCGUUGCACGGAAAGAUUCGAAGGAGAAUCGCGUUUACGUUGUACCUGGCUCGUCUCAUCCGGCAUUGUACAGCUCAGGUGUCCUCGUCCGGGACUUCCAUUGGAUUUGGGAAGAUGAAAUUCCACGGGACGUCGACUGUCAACAACCCGGUCUCAGAGGGAGAGUCAAAAUCCGACAUCGUAUGACAGACGUGCCGUGUACAGUCAGAAGACAAUCAUCCAGAGAGCUUUUUAUUUUGUUUGCAGAACCGCUGUUAGCUGUCACUCCUGGACAGGUAGCUGCGUUAUACGAUGUGGACAGAGAAUGGUGUCUUGGGAGUGGUGAGAUCGUACAGAGCAUUCCCGUGAAUCCCGUUAAUGAUACUGGAAACUGGCUUAAUAAACUACUAUAAGGACACUACUUGUUCUAUACAACUACAAAAACUGCAUCUCCCGUUCUCUUUCUGACGAAUAGUCAAGAUAAUGUAAC